AUGCCUACCCGCUACGAAAGCUCCCCCGCCAGCCCGGAACCCCUGGCCCGGCCCCUGACCUUCCCCUUCUCCGGCAAGACGGCCAAGAACCGCCUCCUCAAGAGCGCCAUGGCCGAGUCCCUCGCAACCUGGAGCCCCACAGAGCCCUCGAAGCGCGGUAUCCCAACGCCUGAGCUCGUCGAAGUCUACCGCCGGCACGUCCUCCACCCAUCUCACCUCCAUGUCUUUACAUGGGGCCAAGGACCAGACAACUUUGGCAUCAUCUCCACGGGCAACAUCACAAUCGAGUUCCGAGCGACGCCCGCUUCGAAGGGCUACAAGGCCAUCGCCGCCGCGGGCAAGGCCGACGGCAGCCUCAUGAUCGGACAGGUCAACCACGGCGGGCGCCAGGGGCAGAAGAAGAUCCAGCCGAACCCCGUCUCCGCGUCCGCUAACGAAAAAUGGGCAUGGAAUUCGCACCGCCCCGCGAAGCCACCAAACAAGACAUCACCCGCUUCAUCGACGGCUUCGCCCACGCAGCAGCCUACCUCGAAAAAGCCAGGCUUCGACGGCAUCCAGCUGCACGCCGCGCACGGCUACCUCCUCGCACAGUUCCUCUCGCGCACGACGAACCGCCGCACCGACGAGUACGGCCCGCAGACGCUCGAGAACCGCACCCGGCUGAUUGCCGAGAUUGGCAGAGCCGUGAAGCAGCGGACGUCGCCGGGCUUCAUCCUGUCUGCCAAGAUCAACAGCGUCGAGUUCCAGGAGGGGGGGGGGGUCAUGACGUCUGAUGAGGCGAGGGAGAUGAGUGCCCUGCUUUCGGGGCUGGGGUUUCACUUGUUGGAGAUUUCGGGGGGGUUACGUAUGAGGCUAUGGGGAUGA
Molecule: messenger RNA, 864 nt
Organism: Colletotrichum phormii
Lineage: Eukaryota; Fungi; Ascomycota; Sordariomycetes; Glomerellales; Glomerellaceae
Exons: 4
Coding region: 1-864 (287 amino acids)
Molecular function (GO): FMN binding; oxidoreductase activity
Source: RefSeq, a predicted model, not a curated record